GGCGGGACAAUAUUUCGAUAUUUCCUAACUCCGAAGUGUCGCGGACACUUUCGACCGAGCAUUAGUAUAUAUCACAAGCAUGAGAGCUGGAUUGUGCAACGCCAAUACGCCCACACAGGUUGAAAAUAGGGUCUUCAGAAUGUCGGCGUCCACCCUGCGCACCACCGCUGAACGCUACAUAUCCGCCUUCGAGACUCUCGACUCCGAUCUCUUUCUGUCCCUGCAAUCGCCCAGCGCGUACAGCCAUACCUUUGGCCCAGCGUCGGCCUCGCCUCCUCCACCACAGGACGGCGAACACUUUGCCCAGCACAUCGCCGACCUGCGCGGGAUCAUGCGCGGGUUCCCCGUGUACACGCAGCAAAUGUACGUCAACGAAGCCGCGAGACAGGUCGUCCUCCACGCCACCAGCGAAACCUGGUUUCACGACGAGAUCAAGGACAACGACAUCCCCGAGAGCGACUGGCUGUACCACGGCGAGUAUAUUUUCAUCCUAGACAUGGAUGACAGCGGCGAGAAGAUCACGCGGGUCUUUGAGUUUCUCGACAGUAAAGGCACGGAUGCGCUCCGACAGUUGAUGAAGCGGGCGAGGGCAAACGAGGCCAAAUUGAAGAACAAGGAGGUCAGAAAGACGAGCUGGGAAUGAUUCCGUGGGGUUGUCGGGUGGUCAAAUAUUGUACGAGGUUGUACAGAGUAGACGCUCCUAGAAUGCUGCAAUGGAGUGAUUAGACUAUCUCGAAACACCAAAUACGAAGACUGCAAAACAUGAAUUU
Molecule: messenger RNA, 770 nt
Organism: Exophiala xenobiotica
Lineage: Eukaryota; Fungi; Ascomycota; Eurotiomycetes; Chaetothyriales; Herpotrichiellaceae
Exons: 2
Coding region: 80-643 (187 amino acids)
Source: RefSeq, a predicted model, not a curated record